Microthlaspi erraticum is the source of this 219-nucleotide messenger RNA. The record is from the annotation of a GenBank genome assembly. Lineage: Eukaryota; Viridiplantae; Streptophyta; Magnoliopsida; Brassicales; Brassicaceae.
AUGGAAGCUUAUUCUUCUGAGUCAUCGCCAGAGAUGAAAAUCUUGCCGGCGGAUCUAGGAUUGAACCAAAGGGUGGGGAAACGAAGGGACAAUAGCCGGUUAACAAAACAUUUCGCCCUAAUAGAACUCUCCCAGGCACUAAUACCAAGACAGCCGCCGGCCUCCUCUUCCAGCUCCGAUUUCGGGAUGGUUCUUCUUCACCGAAGAUCCCCUGCCUGA